Carassius auratus (goldfish) is the source of this 771-nucleotide messenger RNA. RefSeq names its product 26S proteasome non-ATPase regulatory subunit 4. Gene Ontology annotation, cellular component: nucleus; proteasome regulatory particle, base subcomplex; cytosol. The transcript is spliced from 6 exons. The record is from RefSeq and is a predicted model, not a curated record. Lineage: Eukaryota; Metazoa; Chordata; Actinopteri; Cypriniformes; Cyprinidae. The coding region runs from base 76 to 771 and encodes 231 amino acids. Gene Ontology annotation, molecular function: polyubiquitin modification-dependent protein binding. Gene Ontology annotation, biological process: proteasome-mediated ubiquitin-dependent protein catabolic process.
UCGUUCAGCGUUACAUUAACCAAUGAUCGUUCACUUCCGUGCUUACGUCACGUAGAGCGACAGAAAUUUUUCAAGAUGGUGCUCGAAAGUACUAUGGUCUGUGUGGACAACAGUGAGUAUAUGCGCAAUGGAGACUUCUUACCGACCAGACUUCAGGCCCAGCAGGACGCUGUCAACAUCAUCUGUCACUCAAAGACUCGAAGCAACCCGGAAAACAACGUGGGUCUCAUCACUCUGGCCAAUAACUGUGAGGUCUUGACCACGCUGACCCCUGACACGGGCCGGAUCCUGUCCAAGCUUCAUGCUGUCCAGCCCAUAGGAGUCAUCAGCUUCUGUACUGGCAUCAGAGUAGCACAUCUGGCACUGAAACACCGACAGGGAAAGAACCAUAAGAUGAGGAUCAUUGCCUUUGUGGGAAGCCCCGUGGAGGACCAGGAGAAAGAUUUGGUGAAGAUGGCAAAACGUUUGAAGAAGGAGAAAGUCAGCGUUGACAUCGUUAACUUUGGAGAAGAGGAGGUCAACACGGAUAAGCUGACCGUGUUUGUGAACACCCUGAAUGGAAAAGAGGGUGUAGGCUCUCACCUGGUAACGGUGCCUCCUGGCCCGAGCCUGGCAGAUGCUCUUCUGUCCUCUCCUAUCAUGGCUGGUGAGGGUGGCACCAUUAUGGGCCUGGGUGCCAGUGACUUUGAGUUCGGAGUUGAUCCCAGUGCAGACCCUGAGCUCGCUCUGGUGAGAAGCACACAGAUUUUACGGGACAAACGUCUUGGCUAG